Silurus meridionalis is the source of this 2567-nucleotide messenger RNA. It is a transcript of the gene foxb2, whose product is annotated as forkhead box B2. The record is from RefSeq and is a predicted model, not a curated record. The coding region runs from base 665 to 1597 and encodes 310 amino acids. The transcript has a single exon. Gene Ontology annotation, molecular function: RNA polymerase II cis-regulatory region sequence-specific DNA binding; DNA-binding transcription factor activity, RNA polymerase II-specific. Gene Ontology annotation, biological process: regulation of transcription by RNA polymerase II; anatomical structure morphogenesis; cell differentiation. NCBI's taxonomy places the organism in Eukaryota, Metazoa, Chordata, Actinopteri, Siluriformes, Siluridae.
AACAACAACAACAACAAAAAGCGCUGUUCUUCACGCCUUGAUUUAACCCGAAGCGCAUUAACAUUAUUAGACUCGUGAUUUGCCUGCGCUUUUUAAUAACGCCCUCUGAUUGGCACGCAUGAAGAUGCCUAUAAGUGCAUAUAAAUUUGGUUCCUCCCUCUGUAUUUUCCCCCCCUCCCUCCUUGACUCUCAGAGGGUCGGAACCUCCAAUAUUUUUACGAAAAGGGUCGUGGAGAGACGAGCGCAUAAAAAGUCAGGUUGUGGUGAUGCUGCAGCUCCGGUCAACUGGCACGCUGGCACAGAGGCUGGCACAGAGGACGCAUGAACCCAUGGUGCAUGAGGUAACUUUUACAAAUGUUUCAGAUAGGCACCGCGUGCAUCCUUUUUCCCCUAGCUUGUAAAUUAGUCUGAUCGUUAUUUUAUUUUAUUUUUGAUUUCUAUUUUCCAUAUUGGUUGAUCUGAUUAACUAAAAAAAAAAAAAAAAAAAAUCAAAAGGAAAGAAGAGCAAUAAAUAGUUUAGACAUAGACACUCCGGACCUGAUGAUGGAUGUCUGUUUUUUCAACGGAAAAUCUCUCAGAAUAGAGAACAACCUAACUCAGUGAAGCUGCUUAGUUCAGACAUUCUGCAUUUAAAAAAAAACCCGUCACAAGAUCACUCAAAGCCAUGCCUCGUCCAGGCAAGAACUCCUACAGUGACCAGAAACCUCCUUACUCGUACAUCUCUUUGACCGCAAUGGCCAUACAGAAUUCUUCGGAGAAGAUGCUCCCCCUGAGCGACAUCUACAAAUUCAUUAUGGACCGCUUCCCAUACUACCGAGAGAACACGCAGCGCUGGCAGAACUCGCUCCGUCACAACCUCUCCUUUAACGACUGCUUCAUCAAGAUCCCACGCCGCCCCGACCAGCCUGGCAAGGGCAGUUUCUGGGCACUGCACCCGGACUGUGGUGACAUGUUUGAGAACGGCAGCUUUCUGCGUCGCCGCAAGCGAUUCAAGGUCCUCCGUAUGGAGCAUGCCGCCUGCAAGAGUGCACCCAUCCUUCACCCAUACCACCCUCAUGCCCAGCAUAAUCACACACAUCAUGCGCACCCGCACGCGAACAAGCUCAGUAUGGGGCACCCUGACUACCUGGGCAGCGUCGGGCGAUUGUCUCACUUCCAGAGCUACGCAUUGGGGGGUGGCCAGAGUGGAGGCUUCAAACACCCGUUUGCAAUUGAGAGCCUAAUCGGCAGAGACUACAAGGGGGUGAUGGCGAGUGGGCUGCCCAUUGCCUCUGUCAUGCAUCACCUGGGCUACUCUGUGCCCAGCAUGGUCAACUCUGUGUGGCCGCAUGUAGGUGUGCUCUCCGAAUCAACCCCUAUCUCAUCCGAGUACCCUCCUUUUGGGGUGGCAGUCAAAGGGCUGUACCACCACACAGGAAGCUCUAACAUGCCUGCUGUGCCUGUUCCCAUUAAGCCCACACCGACACUGGGUGCUGUGCCGUCUUUGACAGGCCUGGCACCAGGGACGGUUCAGCUUUGCAGCCGGCUAGACAGAGAAGCCACAGAUCUGAUGGAGGACAAAACCGGAGCUCUUCAUCCGUCUCUGCUGCAGUCGUGAAGAGACAGACACAGUAAGAGUCAGGAUGCGAGGGUACGUACUGCCGCAUGCAUUGGACAAUAUUCCAUACCAGUAACCACAAGAGACUCAUAACGGUCAAAUGGAUUUUUACAUUUUCUUUCUUUCUUUCUUUCUUUCUUUCUUUUUUUAUUGUGAACUUAGAUGCUUUUAGGUACUGUAUUAUGUUUAAUUUUUUCUCUCCUGUAUAAAAUGCAUACAAUUUCAUUUGCGUAUUGCACUUCUCUUGCAAAAAAAACUUAGGUAGGCUGUUUGCAGCUGUAGACUCUUUAUGUGUAGUAACAAUCAUGCUCAUAAAACAGGACAAAACUUUGUCAGGGUUUACUGAGAAUUUUUUAUAUAUAAUUUAUAAAUAGAAGAAGCCUGAUUUUAGGCUGUCCAUUUUGACUCUGUGUUUCCUUCGACCCCCUGUUGAGUGUAAAAAAAAAAAAAAAAGUCUUUUGUAUUCUGUAAAUUUGUGCUACAAAAUUGUAUAAAGUAAAAUCAAUUUAACACAUAUUGAAUAAUAUUUGUACACAUUAUAGCAUGCCUGGCAUGCAUGAUUGCCUUUGUAAAGACUCUCUUCUGGAAUGCACUGUGUUGGGAAGAAAUGCUGUCAUUUAAAAUGAACCCAAAGUCAAAAUGUGAAUUUGCUGAUUAAAACAAAAGAAAGAUGUUCAAAAUAUCCUAUGUACAGAGAUGUUCACUGUUAUGAUGUACUUACAAAACAUGUGUGGAUGAUUUUUAAUGAGGUAGAGGAAAUAUGGGUUUCUUCCUACAAACAGCCUUAAUUCCACAGCUAAACUGAAAUGCCAUUAUAUAUGGGGAAUGGUAUAUUUGUAUAUUUAAUGAAUUAUUGUGGUGAAACUGGAAUAGAUAAGGAACUCAAAUAAGAGGCUUUGAGGAUAUCAUUAUUCUUCUGAAAUAUUUAUAAUUACACCUUUUUUUCUAAAAUAAAUAUAAUUUGAUUUAA